AUGGCAUUCACGCCUUUUACUUUACAAACUCUCAUAAGGAACAUACCACUUGGUAGUGAUGGCCAACAAAAUACAAAUCAAAAUCCGGGAGGUAUUUUGGGUUGGCCAGGUAGAGAUGGUAAAGGUGGAACUACUAGCUCAAGACUUACAAGUGGCAUUAGUUGGGGAAAUAAAGACAAUAAAGUAGUAAUAGAAGCUGUAGAAGCUUGGGAAAAUAAUUUAUAUAUUGGUACAUCUGAUGGAAAUCUUUUACAUUAUGUUGUUGAUGAUCAAAUAUCACCAGAAACUGGAACACCAUAUGAAUACUUGAUUUCAAAGAAAUUGAUUUUUGGAAAGAGAAUUGUUGAAAAAAUUGUUUUAUUUCCUCAAAUUAUGAAAGCUGUAAUAUUUUAUUCCACUUUAUCAUUUUUUUCAUUGCCUGAAAUGGAAGCUUUACCAGCAACAGAUUUUCCUUUAAUCAAAGGUGUAACAUGUUUCUCUCAUGAUUUAUCAAUGGAGGGAAAAACUGAGAAAGAUGGCAGUGUAAAAAUUUGUGCAAUAAAAAAAAGAUCAAUAAACAUCUUUUCCUUAAAUAAUAAUUGCGUUGAGGAAGAGAAUAUUCAAUUACCAGAUGGUGCAAUUACAGCAUGUCAAUAUGGCCAACAUUUAUUGGUAGCUGAUAAUUAUCAAUAUAAUCUUAUCAAUUUGAGAGCUAAACAUUUGGAUAACUUGAUGACUUAUAUUGAUAGUAGAAAUGAUCGUAACUCACCAAUUGGAGCUGAUAUAUUUAAACCUAUAGUUACUACUACAAUAGGACAAUUUGUUUUAUCAAAUGGUGAUCCAGUUCGAGGAAUAUUACAAUGGACAAGUUUUCCUCGAGCAAUUGGAGUGGAUUAUCCUUACGUUGUUGCAUUACUUCGUAACAACACUAUAGAAAUUCACAAUAUUAUUGAUCAAAAACUUGUUCAAACUGUUACUUUAAGGACAAAAGCAAAAACAAUUUCAACUGGUCCAGGAAUUAAAGUUCAACCAUCUGAAAUGUACAAAAGAUUAAAAUUAGAAAAUAGAAUUAUUGGCCGAAAUAAAAAAACCCCAAGUGAAUCGGGAAAUUCUAAAGUUAUAAAUAAAGAAAGUGAUAAUAUUACAUCAAGUUUGAAUGAUAAUAAAAGCGAGGUCAAUACUAUAGAACAGAAUGAACUACUUACAAGUGAGCCUACAAGACUUAUCAUUUCGGGAGUUGAUUCUGUCAUUGCAUUGGCUGCUACUCCUUUGAUUCUCCAGGCUGAUUAUUUGCUUGACUCCAAUCGUUUUGAGGAAGCUUUAUCAUUAGCUGAACAAGCAAUGAACACGACAACCCCAGAAAUUACUCGCAAUAGGAGAAUAAAUUAUGAAAUAAAUUAUAUUUAUCAAAAAUCAGGAUAUAUUUUUCUGGGAGAAACACUUUUAGAUGAUGCAUUUUCUUCUUUUGAGAAGGGAAAAACUGAUCCAAGAAUAUUGAUUCAAUUAUUUCCAGAUUUGGAAGAUAUUAUUGGAGAUGAUGAGGUGGUCCAAGUUUUUUCAGGGAUUGGAUCUCUUCUUGACGACUUUGGAAGUUUUGAAGAAAUUGAUAUUGAAACAGCAUCAGCAACUCAAGGAUUACGUAAAACCUUAAUCACAAAUGCCAAAGAAAAUUUACAAAAAUAUCUAUCCAAAUAUCGAGAGCAAUUUGAUUUGAAGGCUAUAUCAAAAGACGAAAAAAAAAUUUUACAGGCUGUGGAUAAUGCACUUGUUAGACUUUUUAUAGAAAACAAUUCAGAUAAAUUAUUAAAUUCGUUAUUAGAAGGGCCAAAUUACUGUGAUUUAGGGCUCAGUGAACAAAUUUUAAUUAAUAAAAAGAAAUCUUAUUCACUUUUAUUACUUUACCAAAAAAAUAACGAGUUUCAAAAGGCAUUGGAACUUUGGCAUAGUUUAUUGAGUGAAAAGAAUCCUAAAAUAGAUUAUGCAACAGGCUUAGAAAAAAUGGUAGAUUUGUUAGGAAAAUUAGAUGAUAAAGAUUUAGUAAUGAAGUAUGCAAGUUGGAUUAUGAAAAAAGAUGAAAUAUUAGGCGCAAAGAUUGCAGGGUGUAUUGGUUUGAAGAUGUAUCUUGAAUAUUUAGUAACAAAACGUAAAAGUAAGGAAGAAUCACAUCAUACAGAACUUGUAUUAUUAUACAUUGAUGAAAUUAAUAAAUCGAUAAAAACAGAUGAAGGAAAGAUUAUAAAUGAGUUCUCGCAACAAUCUAAAGAUACGACAAAGACAUUUUUAUCAUUUUUAUUAUCUCAGCCUAUAGAAGAUUUAAUAUCACAAGAACGUGCUAAACUGAUAGCAUUUUUACAAACCUCGACUCAAUAUAAUUUAGAUAAAAUUUUAAAUAAAUUAUUAGAAGUUGAAAUAUUGAAAGCGGAAUUGGCAAUCAUUUAUGGCAAAUUGAGUGAACACGAGAAAGCAUUAAAUUUGUUGAUAAAUGAUUUAAGAGAUUAUAAUGGGGCAGAAAUUUAUUGUAUUUAUGGUGGUAAUAUGAUUGGUAUUAUUAAUAAGUCAUCAAAAAAAAAACAAGCUGAUAAAAUAAUCAAAGAGGAUAAAAAUGUUUUAACAAGGAGAAAAUCUUUAUUUUUAAUGUUAUUGAAUGUUUAUCUUGAAAAUGGAAAUGAAAUGGUUGAUAGGAUAAUAAGUUUAUUAAAUAAGCAAGCAAUCUAUUUAGAUCUUAUUGAGGUCUUGUCUUUAUUACCUGAAUAUUGGUCAAUUGAAAUGUUUAAUGAGUUUUUAGUUAAAUCAAUAAGAAAAGAUUAUCAUGAAUAUAGGGAGGGACAGAUUUUAAAAUCCAUUUGCCAUGCCUAUCAAGAAAUUGGGCCAAUAGUCAUUACGCAAAAUGUAAAAUGUACAAUAUGUAAAGAUUAUAUCAGUGGAUCAGAUUUCUUACGUAAAACAAAUAGUGAUCUUGUUCAUUUAAAAUGUGAAAAUCCCAAUAAUGAAAAUGAUAAUAAUAAUAAUUUACAACAAAUAAAUGGCAAUGAAAAUAAUAAACCAGCAGAUCCAUUAAAUUCUUAA
This is a messenger RNA of Entrophospora candida, 3045 nucleotides long. The record is from the annotation of a GenBank genome assembly. Lineage: Eukaryota; Fungi; Glomeromycota; Glomeromycetes; Entrophosporales; Entrophosporaceae.